AUGAAGGACUAUCUCAAGUUCUAUCAGCGUAGUUUCGAUAGACUUCGACUUACCCAUGGCUCCAAAGGACCGAGCAAGAGCGAAAUAGACGCAUAUGCAACUUGGGAGCUCAAUUACGAGCAGCUAGAGAGGAAGAACACGGAAGCAUCCUCAGAUGCCAUCCAGUUACUCCAAGUCUUUGCUUUUUUCCACAGAGAAAACCUCGCGCCAGAGAUAUUUUCCAAGGCCUUGCGAAACUUCAAGAUUGAAGCAGACCAGGAGGAGAAAGAGCCUGAGAAUGAAUUCAAGGCGACGACGACUUGGAAACAGUGGUUUAGAGGAAUGGGUGUGCUCGUCGUCGCUUUUUUGAAGAAAAACAGAGGGCCCCCUCCAAUCCCGCGUCUCCUGCGCCAUGGUCGGAAAUCAGGACGCCUCGAAGAGUGUGAGGAUCGCAUCCUUUACGCCUUGAGAGAGCUGACUGAUCUAUCUCUGAUAGAGCGAAACUCUCACAAUGAUACAUAUGUCAUGCAUCCAAUCAUCCACAUUUAUGCGAGAGAACGGCCCAGAAUGAAGCUUGUAGAUCAGGUCCUCUGGGCCGACAUUGCUGGCAUCGUUCUCGCUUCCUCUAUUCUUCUGCCACCACUAGGAGUCGGAGAAGAGGUCGAAAAAUACCACAUCAGCUUGCUUGCCCAUGUUGAGCAGGUCGAGCUUUGUCGCGACGACCUGCGAGACAGGAUAUCGAAGAAAGAACCAUCUUGGACUUCUUGGUUGACCGCCGCACCUACAGUUUGGUUGACCGCCGCACCUACAGUAAAUGUCGAUUUGUUGCGAAUGAAGGCCAAGUUUGCCUUUGUUUAUGCCACAUGUGCCAAAUGGGAUAAAGCGAGGUCAUUGCUCCAAGAGGUCAAGACAAUUUGCGAUUCCGUCCUGGGCGCCCACAACCCCAGAUCAAGGAGGGCGACUCUUUUCCUCUCCGAUGUGCUUUUGUGCAUGGAUCGGUCGGUCGAAGCAGCAGACUUGCAAGAAGCAUUACUCAAAACCUGUUCAGACUUCCUGGGCAAGGACCACCCUGAGACGUUGAGGGUGAUGAGCAAACUGGGAGGAACUCUCUGGCAACGAGGGCAGUACACUACAGCUCUCGACUUGCAAAGAAGCGCUGUCGCCGGCAUGAGGGUGCAAUUAACAGCAGAGCAUCCCGAUACGCUCGAGGCCAUCGACAAUCUUGGCCGAACGGUCGCCAAGUUCUGGACCCCCGACAGCAUUGAGGAGUCUCGUGUACUUCAUACCGAGGCGAUUGAAGGAAUGACCAAGACACAUGGGGCCGAGCAUGCACAGACACUGGCUGCCAAAGAAAAUCUAUGCAGGAUCCUAGUUCUGCUUGGCGGAGACUAUUUCAACAUGGCCGACGAGCUGAUGAGCCAUGUCCUUGAAACCCGCAAGACCAAGCUUGGAAAAGAACAUGCACAAACGCUUCUAGCAACGGCCAAUUACUCAAUCGUGAAGUGCGGCGUCGGCGACUUUGAUGAGGCAGAGAGGCUGAUGUCACUCGGCUUGCCCAUUGCCGAGAGAAAUCUAGGGGAGAACCACAUCGGCGCCCUUUUCGGCCGUCAGGUUUUGGCCUGCAUACUUAUGCAGCAAGGCAGGCUGAGCGAAGCAGAAGAGAUGCUGCGUCGAGUCACGGAAAAGCAGAAGAGCAUGGAGUCGAGACGUGGAAACUACCACCCUGACCGACUUGGAGCACUUAUAGAUCUCGCUCGCUGCUCCUAUUUGCAGGGGAAAAUUGCCGAAAGCGUGAGAAGCUGUGAGGAAGCAAUAGAGGGUUUCACGUCCAUCGCCAUCCAAGAACACCCUCUGGCAUCGUCGCUAAAAGCUGCCAGAGAGCAAAUGCUGAGACAAGAGGGGCAGGCGAAUAGCAAUGUGAAACGUGGUCCACAGACAAAGGUCGUCUUCCCAGCUAUAUUCUUCAAGUUCCCAGAAAAUUGA
Molecule: messenger RNA, 1962 nt
Organism: Metarhizium album ARSEF 1941
Lineage: Eukaryota; Fungi; Ascomycota; Sordariomycetes; Hypocreales; Clavicipitaceae
Product: tetratricopeptide repeat domain-containing protein
Exons: 1
Coding region: 1-1962 (653 amino acids)
Molecular function (GO): protein binding
Source: RefSeq, a predicted model, not a curated record